Molecule: messenger RNA, 524 nt
Organism: Stylophora pistillata
Lineage: Eukaryota; Metazoa; Cnidaria; Anthozoa; Scleractinia; Pocilloporidae
Product: coagulation factor VIII
Cellular component (GO): extracellular region
Molecular function (GO): calcium ion binding
Source: RefSeq, a predicted model, not a curated record
UUUUUCACGGUAACACCAACGCUGGGAACAUGGUAAAAAUAAACCUCGAUCAACCGGUUCUGGCCAUGUUUGUCCGGUUUGUCGUCAAAGAAUUCAGCGAAUGGCCGUGCAUGCGCGUUGAGGUUUACGGAACACCUGCAAAUUGUACUGUUAGGACAAAGAAAAACGAAUGUUGUGUGUUUCCCUUCAUGUACGAAGGAGAAAGGCACUUUACAUGUUUAUCAUCCCUAUUAGAUGGCGCUUGGUGUGCGACGACACCCGACUAUGACACAGAUAAAAAAUGGGGAGAGUGCUUAGAAGGAGACCUGAACGCAUGAAGUGAGCUGCAAGACGAAAUCGCCAAGUAAAGGCAGAUUCUACUACUUACAUUUGGCUCAAGAAAGCACUCUGUCUGUACAGGGGCUAGUCACCAGCACGUAUUAGUUUCUUUUUAAUCUGUGUUCAUUAUUACGAACACGAGACAAUAAGGUUAAUUUCACUGUUUUGCACACAAGUCACUUAAUAAACGUGUUUGUUCGCGUACA